AUGACAAUAUUUUACAGAAUUUUAGCUGAGGUUGUUAGCACUGUAAAUGAUGUUUUACCAACCCCUGAACUACAAGCAGCUUUCCAACAAAUAUUCAAUUACUUAGAGCAGAAAUUGAAACAAGAACCUGUAGAUGAUAUUAAGCAAUUGAAAUCAAUUUACGAAUUACUUUUGAAGGCCGCCAAAUCUUUGUUGAAACUUCUUCAAGAUAACAUGAUUGCUGAACCACAAGUAGGAGGUUUCCUGGGAUUACCUAUUCCACUAACCUUCAGCGGUCUGCAAAAAUUGCCCGAUUUAACUUCAUUGAGACUAAGUCCUCUCAACUUUUUGCGUGUACAACAAGAUACCAACAUUAGAAGACGUUCAAGCCAUGGUUAA
Ctenocephalides felis (cat flea) is the source of this 378-nucleotide messenger RNA. RefSeq lists its product as uncharacterized. The transcript has 4 exons. Lineage: Eukaryota; Metazoa; Arthropoda; Insecta; Siphonaptera; Pulicidae. The record is from RefSeq and is a predicted model, not a curated record. The coding region runs from base 1 to 378 and encodes 125 amino acids.